Messenger RNA from Gaeumannomyces tritici R3-111a-1, 1107 nucleotides. RefSeq lists its product as hypothetical. NCBI's taxonomy places the organism in Eukaryota, Fungi, Ascomycota, Sordariomycetes, Magnaporthales, Magnaporthaceae. The record is from RefSeq and is a predicted model, not a curated record. The transcript is spliced from 2 exons. The coding region runs from base 1 to 1107 and encodes 368 amino acids.
AUGGCUGCUCGUGUGGCUAGGCCCGCCAUCUCCGGGCCGCUUGUCCGUGGCCACAUAGACCGUGCCUCCAGGAGCUGUCUUGAAAUCGAGGAAUCCCUUGCCCAAUGGCUGUCAGGACUCACCGUCCGGGAUCGACCUGCAGAUCCAUCCGAUGUAGACGUGGCAGCAGCCACAGGAAAUGCCGCAGGCGACGGCGACGGCGCCGGCAGCUCGCAGGAGGACAGUAAAUCAGGCCCGUCGGACCGCAAACUUCUCCGCAAGGUCCCCCCCGUAGUCGACACCCUGCGCGACAGUGGUGCGCCGAACGGCCAAAGCUCCUCAGGAUCAGACAGCGUCGGAAGCAACGGCAGCGGCGAGGACCCAAGAGAGCCCACCAGCUCCGACGGGGCCAUCCUCGCCACCGUCUUCCGCCCGCUGCCGCAGGUGCACCAGUUCAGUCCGUUCCACACCACCCCCAGGACCGGCGGCCACACCAACCGCGAGGUGACCCGACGGCUGCGCCGCCCCCUGACUGCGACGGACCUGGUCCGCAAGAAGGGUAAGGCGGCGGCCGCCGGGGGAGGGGAGCAAGGCAACAACAACAACAACAGCGACAGCGACAGCGACUUCCGCGGCGGCUUCGUCUACGUCUUCACGCUGCCCGACUCGGUGGCCGUGUGCCCGCCGACGCGACACGUCAAGGUCGGCAUGACGACGCAGCGGGCCGUGGCGUCGCGGCUGGCGCAGGUCCGCGCGCGGUGCGGCUACGCGCCCGUGCUGGUGGCGGCGGCCCGGACGCGCCACCCGCUGCGGGUCGAGGAGCUCGUGCACGCGCAGCUCGGGGAGCGCAGACGCCUGCAGCGCAGCGGGUGUCCCGGGUGCGGGUGCCGGCACAGGGAGUGGUUCGAGGCUGGGGCGGCCGAGGCGGCCGAGGCGGUGCGCGUGUGGGCGGCCUGGGUCGAGCGCCGGGCGCCGUACGACGGCGAGACCGGGGAGCUGAGGGAGGAGUGGCGCAGGCGGCUGCCCGAGACGCCGCCCGAGGACCCGGCCUUUUGGAAGCCGUUCACGGGCGUGGACGUGCCGGGCGCCGCCGCUUGGCAGGGGGGCGAUGUGCUGAUGAGCGGUUAG